AUGAGAAUGAACCCUCAAACCGAGGUACUCAUCAUCGGUGCAGGUCCGACUGGCCUCGUCCUUGCGUUAUGGCUUCAACACCAAGGCAUCAAUGUCCACAUUGUUGACCAGGCCCACGCCCCAGCAGACAAAUCGCGGGCAAUCGUCGUCCAUGCACGUAUAAUCGAGUUGUACCAACAACUUGGGAUAGCCGAAGAUCUUCUAGCUCUGGGAUACCAGCUCCCGGCGACGAAUCUCUGGGUCCACGGGCAACACAGAACGCAGGUAGCUUUCCAAAGUUUUGGCCGCGAGCUGACAUCCUACCCCUGCGUGCUGAGCGUCCCUCAAGAUGAACAUGAGAAGAUGUUGGAGAGGCACCUCAACCGUGUUGGAGUUCAUGUACAACGAGGCACAAAAUUGCAAGGCUUUGUUGAUCACGGAUCAAGCAUCACUGCUACCUUGUUCCACGAGGGCGAUGAGAGCUCAUAUACGCAUGAGGCAUCCUUUAUUGUCGGAUGUGAUGGAGCACACUCGGCUGUUCGUCAUGGUAUUGGUGCCAAGUACGAGGGGGAGACAUACAAACCCCUUUUCUACAUUGCCGACAUUGAAGGCAAAGGUGGCAUGGUCUUUAACGGGGAGGCGAACCUGAUGAUCACCAACAGGAGCUUCAACCUGAUAAUUCCGUACAACACAGAAGGCCAUGCACGUCUGGUUGGCAUCACAAGGCUGAACAACGAUGAUAACCCCAACAUUGACUCGCCCGACCACGACAACCAGAUCAAUUUCGAAGACGUUCGACCUCAAAUAAUGGAGGCGAUGCAGAUUGACAUCAAAAAGGUUAACUGGUUCUCCACAUAUCGCAGCCACCACCGUAUCGCGGACAAAUUCCGCAGCGGCCGGGCGUUUCUUGUCGGAGAUGCAGCCCACAUCCACAGUCCAGUAGGCGGCCAGGGCAUGAACACCGGAAUUAUGGACUCGAUCAACCUAGCAUGGAAACUAGCAACCGUUCUCAAACAGACACAAAUGAGUGACGAAGCACAACAUCAGCUUUUAGAAUCCUACGAGUUCGAGCGGCGCGCCUUCGCUUUGGCAAUCCUCAAAUCGACGGACACUGGAUUCACGAGCUUAACCUCACAAGGAAUACGUGGGUAUAUCCUUCGGAACUGGUUGAUACCGUUCCUCAUUCCCCUGGCUGUGAGGUUCGAAUUCGUCCGCAAACAGAUCUUCCGCGGUGCAUCUCAACUCAUAUGCAAUUACCGAGGCAGCAGCCUUUGCCAACCCAGCACAGGAGUGGUACAGUCCGGUGACCGUCUUCCCUGGGUCCAGAUAAACAAGGAAGAUAAUUUCUCCACCCUCCGCGAUCUUUGUUGGCAGCUCCACGUCUAUGGAGAUCCCGGGCCACGAAUUGACCAGUGGGCCCAGAAAGCCGGCGUGAAACUGUUCACCUUCCCAUGGAACGUCCGAUACGCCGAAGCUGGUCUGAUUCAAGACGCCGUCUACUUGCUCCGUCCCGAUCAAUACAUUGCAGGAAUUUUCGAGGGGUUGUCUGUCGAAUCGAAGCUAGACGAGUACUUUCUCGCCCGAGGAUUAUGCUAA
Molecule: messenger RNA, 1575 nt
Organism: Penicillium salamii
Lineage: Eukaryota; Fungi; Ascomycota; Eurotiomycetes; Eurotiales; Aspergillaceae
Source: the annotation of a GenBank genome assembly